Ictidomys tridecemlineatus (thirteen-lined ground squirrel) is the source of this 7410-nucleotide messenger RNA. Its product is annotated as ABC-type organic anion transporter ABCA8. Gene Ontology annotation, cellular component: mitochondrial inner membrane; intracellular membrane-bounded organelle. Lineage: Eukaryota; Metazoa; Chordata; Mammalia; Rodentia; Sciuridae. Gene Ontology annotation, biological process: transmembrane transport; lipid transport. The record is from RefSeq and is a predicted model, not a curated record. Gene Ontology annotation, molecular function: ATP hydrolysis activity; ABC-type transporter activity; lipid carrier activity.
CUCAAUGUCAAAUAUCAUAAAACUGAUUUGCUUCUUUAUUAGAGGAAAGUUCUGGUCUACUGCUAUUCUAAUCCUUAGAGGACAAGGCAGUAUCCAUAGAAGAGUAAUGCUGCUCCUUGCAGGCAAUUCUAGGUAAAGUAUUUAGGAUGUUUCAUAGAGAACUAACACUACAGAGGACAAAGGUUGGUGAAUUCUUAAUCCAGCAGAGGCCAACCCAAGCCCAAUUGAGGGGAAAUGCUUACCCUCUACCUCAAACACAGUCCCAAACAUAUCACUCUCUAUUGUCGGAAAAAUUAUUUCACUAUGUACUUUAAGUUAAAAAUUGAAUGUAUUUCUAAGUAAGAACGACUAGAAUGAUUGGGUUGGAACUUGGCAGCAAAUUAAAAUAUCUAGACAAUAUUUGUAAGAAGACAGAGAUAGUAAAAGAUGUUAAGCUUUCAUAAAAUAAGUCAUGGUUCCCUGGGAAACUCCAAAAUUUAAGAGUGACCAUUAAAGAACUGUAAAUACCUUUCAUAUCUUUGGUAUAGGAGAGAAAAGAAGAAAUUUUUACCAAUUUAAAAAGAAUUGAUAAGGUAUGAAGAUAGAACUAAAAGCAAAGACAGCAUAGGUUUAAUAGGAAAAUAAAACACAAUGCAUGAUCAUCCCAAACAAAAAUGCACGCAUAACAUAAUUCACUUCAUAAAAUAUAGUUACCAGUUUAGAUUUCUAAACAUUGAAGCAGUUAUAAAAUUUUCAUACUUAGGCGAAUAUUUAGAAAUUUACCCCAGGGUUAAGAAAUUGUUAAUGAUUUAUUAGACAAAUGUUAAUCUCAAGAAAGUAGUGACUCCAUGUUACCAGAAAUAGAAAGAACCUUCCUUGAAACAUGAGCUAUAGAGCCAUCUUUUAUACACCCAACCACUUAGCCUUUAAAGUCACAUGCUAAAAAUCAGCAAAGGUAUAAUGAGAAUGCCAAACCUGUCACUAAAGUGAGGAAUUAAAAUAAAACUCAAUCAUGAAGUCAUCGACCAAGUAAAUCUACACAAAGGAUAUGGCCCUAGAAUUGUCGAGAUAAUUUUGAAGAGAACAAGGAGAAAGACCUUUCCUUGUACUUCAAAAGGCUUAUUAUGGAGCUCUAGUUACUAGACUGUACGUAAGACAUACACAUAGAGAUUAAUUGAAAGAGUAGACUACUUCAAAAUGCAUAUGCAUGUAGAUGUAUAAAUACACAUAUACAUAUACAUCUGGUAUUUGAGAGAAUAGACACAACAAUUAAGAAAGGAGAAACCAUCAAGUAACUGGUGUCUGGACAACUUGCCUGACAAUUACAGAAGAAAAGAAGAACAACAGCAUGGUAGGUAAUUGUCUUACAUCUUAUUCACAAAUAAACUUGGAUUAAAGAGGUAACUAUAACGAAAAAAUCUUUGAAACUAUUAGGAAUAUGUAUUUGUAACUUCCCCAAAAGGAAAUACUUUCUAAACUGGACAUACACAGGAAAUAUAAAAUCAGAGAGAAAAGUUGUUAAAUUUGACUAAAACAAAAUUAAAAUUUGCUUAUGAUAAAAUAUACACUGAUUUUGGAUUGGCAAAGCUAAUGAACUAGCAACAAAUAAGCAUCUGGAAUAAUAAUGGACUAAAAAAAAAAAAAGCCAAACAGAAUACAGAAAAAGCUAUUUACAGAAGAAAUCUAAAUAGUCAUUCAACAUGAAAAAUUUCUAUGAAAAACAAAAUAAUACAAUUUCAAAUAAUGAGACACCCUACACACUCUUCAGAUUCACAAACAUAUGUUUUUGCUUAGAAUGGGUCUGGGAGUUAUAGAUUUUUGUUUUCUGUUGCUGUUCUACCCUCAACUUUCUCUGGCCCUGUCCACCUGAGCCACAAAGGGGAUCUCUCUCCAUUCUUUCACCCCAACCCCAUCAAUAAGCCACUGUGGGUUUUGCUCAGUUCAGUGCAAAUACAGGUUGAGGGAUUGUAGACUUCUUGCUCCAGCCUCUGUAUUGAACCCAGCACAAAGGACUCACACGUGGGUGGGGCUUUCUCAGCAUUUCUCUUUCCCUAUUUACCAGCUCACUCCCAUCUGUAUUUACAUGAAGGUCUGGUACCUCCUUCAGUGGUUGCGUAACUCUCUGGCUUUAAAUCCCUGUGGAUUUAAAGCAAACCUCUGCAGCAAACAUACAGCAAACCUCUGCAGCAAACAUACAGCAAACCUCUGCAGCAACAUAUCUUUGCUUGGAAAUGAGGACAGGGAGUUUCCAGGAAGUAAUCUGUUCACGACAGGUUCAUGCACAAAAGAGGCAACAUGGGUAAAAGAAAGAUAAGCGUGUGUCAACAAACUUGGGCUUUAUUACAUAAGAACAUUCUUAAAAAGUGGAGAAUGAAAAGAGAGCCACUAAUGGAAUGGAUGAACGCGUUGCUCCUCCUACUUUGUUUGUACUUCUAUCCUAUUGGUCAUCAAGUUAAAGACUUUUCUUUAUGGCCUCCUGUGAACCUCGGAAGGGUAGAUUCAUUUAAUGAAUCCAAAUUUGCAAUUGAAUACAUGCCUGUCACCAAUGUAACCCAACAGAUAAUGAGCAAAGUAGCUAUCACCUCCUUCAUGACAGGUAAAGAAGUCAUGGGACUAUCAGAUGAAGAAAGCAUUAAAGAAUUGAAAGCAGAUUAUCAUGAGGAAAUAGUAAGAGUCAUCUUUACAAACACAUACUCAUAUCAUCUGAAAUUCUUGGAACAAAGAAUCCCGAUCAGUAAGGAACACAGGGACCAUACAGCUCAUUGUUUUGAAGAAGAUGAAGAUGUUGACUGUUACAUGUCAAUAUUCUGGAAGGAAGGUUUUGUGGCUCUUCAAGCUGCCAUUAAUGCUGCUAUUAUAGAAACCACAACAAAUCAUUCAGUCAUGGAGGAACUUAUGUCAGUUACUGGAAAAUACAUGAAGAUACAGCCCUUUAUUAGUCAAGGAGGAAUCGCAACUGAUUUUUUCAUUUUCUUCUGCAUCAUCUCCUUUUCCCCAUUCAUUUACUAUGCAUCCAUCAAUGUCACGAGGGAGAGGAAAAGGAUGAAGGCCUUGAUGACCAUGAUGGGCCUGCAGGAUUCAGCGUUCUGGCUCUCCUGGGGUUUGCUCUAUGCUGGCUUCAUCUUCAUUAUGGCCCUUUUCUUGGCACUUAUUAUAAAAUCUACCCAGUUUUUUAUUCUGACCAACUUCCUGGUGGUUUUCACCCUCUUUCUCCUUUAUGGAUUGUCACUGAUUGCUCUGGCUUUCCUGAUGAGCGUCGUGGUGAAGAAGUCUUUCCUCACUAGCCUAGUGGUGUUCCUUCUUACUGUCUUCUGGGGGAGCCUUGGAUUCACAGCGUUGUACAGAUAUCUCCCAGUGUCUUUGGAGUGGAUUUUCAGUUUUCUUAGCCCGUUUGCUUUCACCCUUGGAAUGUCCCAGCUUUUACACUUGGAUUAUGACGUAAAUUCUAAUGUAUUUCUUGAUGCACCGGUUGGCUCCAAUCUAAUUAUAGCAACACAUUUCAUGUUGGCCUUUGACACUUUCCUCUAUCUGGCACUCAUGAUGUACUUUGAAAAAAUUUUGCCAAAAGAAUUUGGACAUCAACAUUCACCCUGGUUUUUCCUGAAGUCCUCGUUUUGGUCACGACAACAAAAGGCUGAUCAUGUGAUCCUUGAAGAUAAAAUAGAUUCCAAUCCUUCAUCUAAUGACUCUUUUGAACCAGUGUCUCCAGAAUUCCAAGGGAAAGAAGCCAUCAGAAUCAGAAAUAUUACAAAAGAAUAUAAAGGAAAACCUGAAAAAAUAGAAGCUUUGAAAGACCUGGUAUUGGACAUUUAUGAAGGCCAAAUCACUGCAAUCCUUGGUCACAGUGGAGCUGGAAAAUCAACACUGUUAAAUAUUCUUAGUGGGUUGUCUGUUCCCACCAAAGGUUCUGUCACCAUCUACAAUAAUAAACUUUCAGAAAUGGAUGCCCUAGAAAACAUCAUCAAGAUCACUGGAAUUUGUCCACAAUCCAAUGUGCAGUUUGACUUCCUGACUGUGGAAGAAAACCUCAGGCUAUUUGCUAAAAUAAGAGGGAUUCUGCCACAAGAAGUGGAGCAAGAGAUACAAAGAGUUUUGCUGGAAUUGGAAAUACAAAAUAUUCAGAAUGUCCUGGCUCAAAACUUAAGUGGUGGACAGAAAAGAAAACUAACCUUUGGGAUUGCCAUUUUAGGAGAUCCUCAGGUUUUCCUAUUAGAUGAACCCAGUGCUGGAAUGGAUCCCUUCUCAAGACACAGAAUUUGGAACCUCCUGAAAGAGCGUAGAAGAGACCGUGUGAUCCUUUUUACUACUCAGUUCAUGGAUGAGGCUGACCUCCUGGCAGAUAGGAAAGUGUUUCUCUCCAAAGGGAAACUGAAGUGUGCGGGUUCUUCAUUGUUUCUGAAGAAAAAGUGGGGGAUCGGUUAUCACCUGAGUUUGCAGUUGAAUGAACUAUGUGCUCGGGAAAAGAUAACAUCCCUUGUUAAACAGCACAUCCCUGAUGCCAAAUUAUCAGCAGAAAGUGAAGGAAAGCUUGUCUAUACACUACCCUUAGAAACAACCCAUAGUUUUCCAGAACUUUACACAGAUCUUGAUAGCAAUCCUGGCCUAGGAAUUGAGAAUUAUGGUGUUUCUAUGACAACUUUGAAUGAAGUGUUCCUGAAGCUAGAAGGAAAAUCAGUGCUCGAUGAAUCAGGUAUCAACAUUCUAGGAGAAGCACAAGGGGAAAGAACUGGGGACACAGAAAGACUUGUUGAGAUGGAACAAAUUCUCUCCUCACUUAUGGAGAUGAGAAAGACAGUAGAAGGCAUGGCUCUCUGGGGUCGACAGAUCUGUGCAAUUGCAAAGGUUCGUUUGCUAAAGUUGAAGCAUGAAAGAAAAGCUCUUCUAUCACUGUUGUUGAUUCUGGUGGUUGGAUUUUUCCCUCUUUUUUUGGAGUAUAUCUUGGUGAAAGUUCAUCAAAACAGUUACACUUUGGAAUUGUCUCCUCAUCUGUACUUCCUGGCUCCUGGACAACAGCCACAGGACCCUCUCACUCGAUUAUUGAUCAUCAAUAACACAGGGGAGAGCAUUGAUGAGUUUGUCCAUGCCUUGGAGCGCCAGAGCAUAGCUGUGGAAGUAGAUGCAACUGGAACUAGAAAUGGUGUAGAUGAACCUUCUUAUAAUGGAGCCAUAACAGUAUUUCGUAAUGAAAAGAAAUAUGACUUUUUAAUUGCGUGCAAUACCAAAAGACUGAAUUGUUUCCCGGUUCUCAUGGAUAUUAUUAGUAACGGGCUACUUGGAAUGCUUACACCAUCAGCACAUAUUCAAACUGAGUGGAGCACAGUUUUGAGGAGAAUAUGGGAUAAUCCAUUUGAAAUCCUGGGAUACACCUUAUUCUGGCUGGUUUUGGCAUCUACCUGCCCUCCUUACAUUGCCAUGAGCAGCAUUGAUGAUUACAAGAACAGCGUGAGGUCGCUGCUGCGGAUCUCGGGCCUCUUUCCUUCCGCCUACUGGCUCGGGCAGGCGCUGGUGGACUGGCCGCUGUACUGCCUGUUUUUCCUUUUCAUGUAUUUAAUGGAUUACGUCUUGAACUCCCAAGAGACUGUAUUUACGCUUGUGAAUUAUUUCAUUCAAAUGCUGUGUGCUAUUGGGUAUGCCAUGUCCCUUAUCUUCUUGACAUAUGUGAUUUCAUUCACCUUUCGCAAGGGGAAAAAAAAUAGUGGUAUUUGGUCAUUUUGCUUCUAUGUUGUCACCGUAUCCUCUGUGCUUAUAUGUGUGUUGGAAAACUCUGAAAGUGUUCCACUAUUUUUCGUCACUUUUUUAGUACCACAAGCCACACUGAUUGGCUGUCUGUUCUUAUAUUUUCAUCUUUUCAUGUUUACUGUCUUCGAUGAUGAACAACAUACUAGAGAACUAUUUCUGGUCUUUCUAAUUCCCUUCCUUCAUGUUAUCAUUUUUCUUUUUAUUCUCCGAUGUCUGGAAUGGAAAUUUGGAAAGAAACCCAUGGGAAAGGAUCCCUUCUUUAGAAUUUCUCCAAAAAGUGGUGAUGUGUGUCAAAAUCCAGAAGAACCCCAGGAGGAGGAUGAAGACGUUCAGAUGGAAAGACUGAGAACGGCUGAUGCCUUGAAUUCCACAGACUUUAAUGAGAAGCCAGUCAUUGUCGCCAGCUGUCUGCGCAAGGAGUACCCGGGAAAGAAGAAGCAUUGCUUCUCUAAGAGGAAGAGCAAAGUAGCCACCAGGAAUGUCUCAUUCUGUGUCAGGAAAGGUGAAGUUUUAGGGUUGUUAGGACACAACGGAGCUGGUAAAAGUACAUCCAUUAAGGUGAUAACUGGAGACACGAAAUCAACUGCUGGCCAGGUGCUACUCCAAGGGAGCAGCGGAGGGGACGCCCCCGGGUUCCUGGGGUACUGUCCUCAGGAGAAUGUGCUGUGGCCCAACCUGACCGUGAGGGAGCACCUGGAGGUGUUUGCCACCGUGAAGGGGCUGAGCAGAGGUGAUGCUGAGCUCGCCAUUGCAAGGUUGGUGGAUGCGUUCAAGCUGCAGGACCAGCUGAAGGCUGCCGUGAAGACCUUGUCAGCCGGAAUAAAGAGAAAGCUGUGCUUCAUGCUGAGCAUCCUGGGGAGCCCGUCAGUGAUGCUUCUGGAUGAGCCAUCCACCGGAAUGGACCCCGAGGGGCAGCAGCAGAUGUGGCAGGCAAUCCAGGCCAUCAUUAGGAACACAGAGAGGGGCGCCAUCUUGACCACCCAUUACAUGGCGGAGGCAGAGGCAGUGUGUGACCGUGUGGCCAUCAUGGUGUCUGGAAGGCUGAGGUGUAUUGGCUCCAUCCAACACCUAAAAAGCAAAUUUGGCAAAGAUUACCUGUUGGAGAUGAAGGUGAAGACCCUCGCACAGAUGGAGGCCCUCCAUGCAGAAAUCCUGAGGCUUUUCCCCCGGGCUGCUCGGCAGGAAAGGUACUCUUCUUUGAUGGUUUAUAAGUUACCAGUGGAGGACGUGAAACCCUUAGCCCAGGCUUUCUUCAAAUUAGAGAAGCUCAAACAGAGCUUCCACCUGGAGGAGUACAGCCUCUCCCAGUCCACCCUGGAGCAGGUUUUCCUGGAGCUCUCCAAGGAGCAGGAGCUGGAUGUUUUUGAUGAUGAACUUGAUCCUUCAGUGAACUGGAAGCUUCUCCCACAGGAAGAACCUUAGGCCAGGAGUACUCUAUGUUCCCGUGGAAGCCUGCGGUUGCUUUUUAAAGACAUUUAUUUUGGUAGCAUCAAUGUCAUAUUCAUGGAAACUACAUUAUAAACUCUGAGAUGGCUCUUCAUGUAGGGAGAGGAGCAGCCAGUGUAGCUGCAGGGACAUGAUGGAUGGCCUGUCUGAGCCGCCUCCUGCCCCAGCCUCUGCACCUCCGAAGGCUGCUCUGCCUCCAUUUUCCUGUAGAAUGCUAAAUAAAUAAGCUUACUUUGAUGCAACUAA